AUGACUGUCAUUCCCGUCUACCCCGGCCUUAAGGUUGAGAUCCUCGUCAAUGACAAUGCGCUGCCCGAGUAUGAGGACAUUGAAGAUACUCCGUCACCGCUGAACUUAGUUACAAAGUACAUUGAAGCGACUACGGGUACAGAAUUCAAGAUUAGAUCCAUGAUCAAUGAGACGUUUCCUUUCCCGCCCGGAGAUCUCUUGUUGAGCGUUUCUUUUGACGGCAAACCUGUUAAGGGUCUUAAUAUUUAUUCUGAGGAAUUCUAUUCUAAUACUGGUGAGGAAGAAGAUGUCCAAGCAGUUGUUGACGAUGAGGUCAAAUAUGUUGCGCAAGAGCUUGGUAGCAUUGUAGUUGACUUCCAGUUCGUCAAGAAGUUUCACAUCGAUCCAGAUCAGUACCAGGAGGCCACUGAAGUGAACCCUGAACCAGUUUCAGAGACUAGUCUCAAAUGUAGACUUGGAACUCAUUGCAUUUGCUUCAAGCAACCUGAGAAUAUGGGACUCGCAACAAGCAAUCAGUACUCGAAUAGUGAGCUUGUUGGUGAAGCACCAUUCACCAUCUUCAAGUUUAAGUAUCGUUCAAUGGAUACUCUUCGCGCCCUGGAGAUCGUCCCACCACUGCCAUCUCUAGAAAAACGCCCAGAGGAAGAGCUAAACAAUGCUGAGCUACAGGAACUAGUCAAGAAGUUGAAGCUGCCCACCUUCUUCUCUCAUGGCUGCGCCCCACUUGUCGCCCAAUCAAGUCGCACGAACCUUUUAGAGCUUGCUGCACGGCGACUCACCUCAAGGUACGCUACCUCCACUUGCACACUCCCCCGUGCGCUCAAUCCUGUUGGCGGCGGCCAUUUACCUGCUCCAGUAACCUCCUUCUUCUGCAUACUCCCAUCUGCCACCAUCGCUUUGUCGCAUCAAGACGCCAUAGCGAUCCAAAAGGACUAUCCCGGCGUCACGGUACAAGUGAUCGCCAACGGCCGGCCACUCAAGGAAUACGAAGACGAAGACGAGGAGGGGCCGUCAAAGUCUAUCACACGCUACGUUGAGUCGACAUCGGGCGUGGAAUUUGCCAUCAAGACCACCUUUACCCCACCAUUUGAAGAAUCUUCCGAAGAAGAAGGCAAGCGGUUGGAGUCCAGCUUUUGCUUCUCCAAUUUGGAAAUCGUUGAAGAAAAUCACGACACUAUUGCAUCUGCAAUGCUCAAGCCUGUUGAAUCACUCGGUGCGAUUGAGUUGUCAGUGUAUCGUAUCAUCAACUUGCUCCCCAGACAGCAUAACAACAGCCAGGAUACCAGGGACCGGAAAAGAGAGCUAUGUCCCGUAGGACCCAUAUCAGAAAAGGUCAUGAAAGGGAAUACAAGAUCAGUCCAGACAACUUUGGGGCCAGGGAGAGGAUGUAAGUGUGAAAAAAUUGGGGUUCGAGCAGAGAAGGAGCCGGAGCCACUCUUCACGUUUCGUUUCAAGUAUCGUUCAAUUGACGCACUGAAGUCAUUGGGCUUUGAACCGCAACCAUCCAGUACAACCCCCGACCGUACGUUACCGGUAGGCCAACCCGCAGAACAGACAGGGAUCACGACUCCAGCCUCCAAAGACCACCACAGUGCCAACGCCACUAUACCGACUUCCCAAAACGAGACCUCGGCAUCAAGCGGUCAGAAUGAACAAGACGGUGUUACGGUUGAAGAGAUCAUAGCCAUGAUUACUGGCUACAGACGUCACGACAAGGGUCUUGCAGGACAAAAGCGAAAGAGUCUGUUGACUCUUCUGAAAUACUACGAGAACCAAGACACAGAGAACACGACCAGCAGGCACCAGUCAAUCGCGAACGACAACGUAGCGAUCAAACAAGAGCCGAUUGUGAUCGACGAUGACAGUAGACCUGUCAAGCGAGAGGCGGAAGGGCCUGAACCUGUUCAAGGGAACGACAAAAAGCGCAAGAUAGAGGUCAUAGUCAUCGACGACUGA
Molecule: messenger RNA, 1956 nt
Organism: Pyrenophora tritici-repentis Pt-1C-BFP
Lineage: Eukaryota; Fungi; Ascomycota; Dothideomycetes; Pleosporales; Pleosporaceae
Source: RefSeq, a predicted model, not a curated record